ACCUGACGAUACAAGCAAAACACAACCCUUGUAAACAGCAGUAUACAAAUUUUGAGCUCAAAACCCUAAUGGCACCCAAGCGAAAAGCUGAUGAUCUACCCCCUCCAAGCAGUGAAUCUGUUGAUGAAGAACACUCUACCAGCAGUGAUGACUCCGAUUCAAUUCCUCAACAACUCACUCAACCCAAACCUCAAAAAACCAACCAAGAAUCCGAAGAAUCUGAAGAGUCUGGAGAAUCCGAAGAAACAGACUCUGACUCUGAUGCUAGUUCUGAAAAAACCCAGAAGCCCAAUUCUGCUGUUUCACCACCAGCUUUGAAACCGGCCCAAUUGAAGCCCAAUGGCAAGCGUGCAGCUGAGAAUGAUCAAAUCGGUAAGGGUUCGAUGGGCAAGAAGAGUAAGACUGCCGACGAGGGUUUGAAGGCUGUUAAGAAAGUCGGUAAGGGUUCGAAGAGUGAUGAUAAUGUGGAUAAGGGUUUGAAGAGUGAUAAGGGUAAGAGUGUGAAGAAGGAUUCGAAAAAGGGUGAAAUUAGUAAAGGGGAUGAUGGUGAGAAUGAGGAUAAGAAGGCGGAUACUUUUAGGAGGGUGUUUACGGAAAAAGAUGAGAUUGUGAUGUUGGAAGGUAUAAUUGAGUAUAAGGAAAAUGGGAAGGGGGCUGAUUCUAGUUUAAGUAUGGCUGAAUUUGUUGAGGACUCGUUGUCGUGUAGUGUUACUAGGAGUAAGAUUUCUGAUAAGAUUAGGAGGUUGAAGAAGAAAUAUUUGAAUAAUGUGGGGAAAGGAAAGGAUGGUGAGGAUCCGGUUUUUUCAAAGCCUCAUGAGUAUAAGGUGUUUCAGCUUUCGAAGAAGAUAUGGGGAAGUGGGGGUUGGGGGAGUGGUGAUAGUAGGCCGAGGAGUAGCAGGACAACAAAGAAGAAGGAUGAUAAUGUGGGUAGUGAAAUCGCAGUUGGAAAUGAGGUUGAGAUGGAAGAUUGCUGGUCGUUGUAUCCGUGUUUGUGCGCUUCUCUUGAGUCAGAAAUGGUGAAAAACAUUUCAGGGCCAGUGACUCCAAAGGAACAUGUGAAGAAGGUAGUAAGUGGGCUUGAGAAAGAAAAAGCUAAAGAACUAGAACAAGAAUGGAAGGGUGUCGUUAUGUUUGAGCUACAGGUGUAUGCAAAGAGGAAGAAUGUGAUAGCUAAGCAAGCUGUAGCUGCGGUGAAUGCACUUCAUCCUCAAAAUCAUUGAGGAGAGGUUAGCAACCUUUAAACACACCUUGCUGCUGACAUGUUGGUAGCUGUUUCUGAUGAAUGCGUGUGUGGCUAUGCAUAUCCAAGUACAAUUGCAAAGACAUUUUUGAGAAUCAAAUUAAACUUUUGUCACAAGCUCCUCCCAAAAGUUGUGCACUUUUAGGUUGCUUCUCUUUGUAAAGACUUCUGCUUUGCAUGGUUAUGACUAAUGUACUCUGUUCUCCUUCAAAAUUAGUUUUUUUUUGAAUGAUUUCUGCUAUGGGAUUUUUUUGCCUGCUA
Messenger RNA from Daucus carota subsp. sativus, 1501 nucleotides. Its product is annotated as probable transcription factor At1g11510. Gene Ontology annotation, biological process: regulation of DNA-templated transcription. The coding region runs from base 69 to 1220 and encodes 383 amino acids. Gene Ontology annotation, cellular component: nucleus. The transcript is spliced from 2 exons. Lineage: Eukaryota; Viridiplantae; Streptophyta; Magnoliopsida; Apiales; Apiaceae. The record is from RefSeq and is a predicted model, not a curated record.